Molecule: messenger RNA, 6317 nt
Organism: Alligator mississippiensis (American alligator)
Lineage: Eukaryota; Metazoa; Chordata; Crocodylia; Alligatoridae
Gene: ERAP1
Product: endoplasmic reticulum aminopeptidase 1
Exons: 19
Coding region: 315-3122 (935 amino acids)
Biological process (GO): peptide catabolic process; proteolysis
Cellular component (GO): cytoplasm
Molecular function (GO): peptide binding; zinc ion binding; metalloaminopeptidase activity
Source: RefSeq, a predicted model, not a curated record
GGCGGGGUGGGGUCGCUGCCCUCCAGCACGGCCCUGGCCCCUCCGGGAGUCGGAGGGAAAUCUCCAGGAGCCUGCGGAGAGCCACCCGGGGAAGACAUGAUAGGGCAGGCACUAAAAUAAAUCGUUAUUAAACGUUGCAUCCGAUUUAUGCAGCGCUUCCGUGGGGUUUUGAAGUGUCAUAGUCAUGUGCAUUUGUCUUCCUGACGUAAAGCCUGCACACUGUACGACAGUCAUUUGUGAGAAAACAGAAAGAAAAGACAGGAAUAGCAGCCGCAUUCUUCACUCUGCAACCUGCGGAUCAGUCAGCAGUGCUGAUGAAGACACUACUGUUGUUAAGUGUUUUGAGUAUUGCAGGGUCUGUGAGCAGCAACCACCACAGUGGAACUAGUGAGACAGACCAUGCGGCCUCUGGUAAUGGAAGCAAACUGUUUCCUUGGGAUAAAAUGAGGCUUCCCAAGCAUGUCACCCCAGUGCAUUAUGAUCUACUCAUCCACCCUAAUCUCACCACUCUGACGUUUACUGGCUUUGCCAAGAUAGAAGUUACAGUAAACCAACAAACCACUUCAAUCAUCCUGCACAGCAAGCACCUGCAGAUUACCAAAGCCACCAUCCAAGGAGGAAAAGGAAAUAGUCAUGCAGAAACAGAAGUGAUGGUUUGGGAACACCCCCCAUUUGAACAGAUUGCACUCCUUGCUUCUGAACCACUGCAAGUUGGACAAAACUAUACAGUCCACAUCGAGUAUUCAGCCAAUCUAUCAGAGAGUUUCCAUGGCUUUUAUAAAAGUAGUUACAGAACUCAGGAAGGAGAAGUGAGAGUACUUGCCAUAACACAGUUUGAACCAACAGCUGCACGCAUGGCCUUCCCAUGUUUUGAUGAACCAUCCUUCAAAGCCCAAUUUUCAGUUAAGAUUAGGAGAGAACCAAAGCACCUUGCACUAUCUAAUAUGCCAAUAGUGAGAUCUGUGAAUAUUUCGAAAUGGCUUGUUGAGGACCAUUUUGAUGUUAGUGUAAAGAUGAGUACUUAUCUUGUGGCCUUUAUAGUUUCUGAUUUUAAAUCAGUCAGUAAGAUGACCCGUCACGGAAUUAAGAUUUCCAUCUACGCUGUGCCUGACAAAAUCAACCAAGCUGAUUAUGCCUUGGAUGCAGCAGUGAAACUUUUAGACUUCUAUGAAGAUUACUUUAGCAUUCCAUACCCCUUACCCAAACAAGACCUAGCUGCUAUUCCUGAUUUUCAGUCUGGUGCUAUGGAAAAUUGGGGAUUGACUACAUACAGGGAAUCUGCUUUGUUAUAUGACUCUGAAAAAUCUUCAGCAUCAAGUAAACUCUGGAUUACAAUGAUCAUAGCCCAUGAGCUAGCUCACCAGUGGUUUGGAAACCUAGUUACUAUGGAAUGGUGGGAUGAUCUUUGGCUAAAUGAAGGGUUUGCAAAGUUUAUGGAAUAUGUGUCAGUCAGUGUUACCCAUCCAGAACUGAAAGUUGAAGAUUAUUUUUUAGGCAAGUGUUUUGAUGCCAUGGAGGUGGAUGCAUUGAAUUCUUCACAUCCUAUAUCUACUCCUGUGGAAGAUCCAGCUCAAAUUCUAGAAAUGUUUGAUGAUGUUUCCUAUGAGAAGGGAGCUUGUAUUCUGAACAUGCUGUGGAAUUACCUGACUGCAGAUGUGUUUAAAGCUGGUAUUGUACAAUAUCUCCGGAAUUACAGCUAUCGGAAUACAAAAAAUGAAGAUUUGUGGAAUAGUCUGACAAAUAUUUGUCCUGUAGAUGGCACCCAUGAAAGCCAACUUCAAAGUGACGGUUUUUGCACCAGAAACCAGCAGACAUCUUCAAGUUCGCACUGGACAAGAAGAGAGACCCUUGAGGUUGGGACAAUGAUGAACACUUGGACAUUACAAAAGGGUUUUCCAUUAAUAACUGUCAUGGCAAAAGGAAAGAAUGUCUAUCUGCGGCAAGAACAUUAUAUGAAGGGAUCUCAUUCUUCUCCACCAACAGGGUAUUUGUGGCAUGUUCCAUUAACAUAUAUUACCAGUAAAUCUGACACCGUUCAAAGAUUUUUGCUGACAACUAAAACAGAUGUCCUCAUCCUCCCUGAAGAAGUGGAAUGGAUAAAAUUCAAUGUGGGGAUGAAUGGAUAUUACAUUAUGCACUAUGAAGAUGAUGGAUGGGAUAAUCUGAUUAGCAUUUUAAAAGAAAACCACACAGCAAUUAGCAGCAAUGAUAGAGCAAGUCUCAUUAACAAUGUAUUCCAGCUUGUGAGCAUUGGAAAACUGUCGAUUUCCAAAGCUCUUGAUUUAACUUUGUACUUAAACCACGAAUCCCAAAUUAUGCCUGUAUUCCAAGGUAUGAAUGAGCUGAUUCCUAUAUAUAAGCUCAUGGAGAAGAGGGACAUGGAUGAUGUAGAAAACCAGUUAAAGGAGUACAUAGUCAACAUAUUUAAAAAUCUAAUUGAUAAACAGUCCUGGAAUGAUGAAGGCUCAGUCUCUGAACGAUUGCUUCGUAAUUCCCUCCUCCUGUUUGCUUGUGCACGCAAAUACCAACCAUGUGUGGACAAAGCAGAAGAAUAUUUUAUGAAGUGGAAGGAAUCUGAUGGAACUUUACGUUUACCCAAUGAUGUUAAGGCAGCAGUGUAUACUGUUGGAGCACAGACAGUUGAAGGUUGGGACUUCCUCUUUAGUAAAUACAGGCUGCCUUCAUUCAACACUGAGAAAAACGAGAUUGAAGUUGCUCUCAGUAUUAGCAGAAAUAAAGAAAAACUUCAGUGGUUAAUGGAUCAAGGUUUGUUGGGUGAUAUAGUAAAAACCCAGGAUCUUCCACAUAUCGUGGUGUUUGUUGCCAAGAACCCAUCUGGUUAUCACCUAGCUUGGAAGUUUCUGAAGGAAAAUUGGAAUAAGCUUGCACAAAAGUUUGAACUUGGCUCGCACUCCAUAGCAGGGAUGGUAAUUGGAGUGACAAACCAAUACUCUACAAGAGAACAGCUUGCACAGGUGAAAGAAUUCUUCAGUUCUCUGGAUGAAAAAAGUUCACAUCUCCGUUGUAUCCAACAAGCAAUAGAAAUAAUUGAAGAAAAUAUACGAUGGAUGGAUAUAAACUUUGAGCAAAUCAAACUAUGGCUACAAAACAACAAAAUAUAAAUGACUGAUUUUGGCUCCCAGUUGUUGAAAACAACACUGACAUAAUGUGAAUAUCUGAAAAAACAAAGAGCUCAGUUUUUUUUUUAAUUUGUCACUUGAGACAGAGAUAACCUAAGCCUAAUACUUUAUUUACUCAAAUAGAAGAUGACCCCUUUGUUAUAAUUUUCCAGGUAUAGAAUCUAAUUAUUGAAUGUUUGCCUUUAAUUUGUCCCCCUUCCAGCAGGAAAAAUAAAUAUAGGGGGAUCACUCCCUUGCCCUUUGCUGCCCCCCAGCUUUCUUCUGCAGCUCCUUCCCCACUUCCUUAUUGUCAGACCCUGAUCUCCCUGAGCACAUAGAAGUGGGAGGUAAAUUUGAAAACACUGGCCUUGAAAUAAGCAUGCCUAUAGUAAUGUGCAUAUAGACAAAUUAUUAUGGGUAUGCAUAGGCUUAGUUCAUCCAGAAUUCAUGCAAUUUACCUUACCUGACUUGAAAUGGAGCUGGCACUGAGGGGGACUGCACAGUAAUGGGCACUACCAUAUAUCUUAUUCAGGUGGGCUAAAAAAAAUUGUGAGAGGUUCCUAACAUGUUUGUCCAAUGUGAGCAAUGUGUUUUAUAGCCAUGCUCAGUACUGGCUUCAUUUAAUCAACUUCAUAGUUGGUUUCCAUUACUGAACACAUGCUGCUUUUGGCAAUAGUUCAUUAUAUACAUUGUCUAUAUAUUAAAGUGUUUUUUGUAUGCAAAUGUGAGAUGAAGAGCUUUUUUCCCCUAUGCUGACUCGGGGAAAACAACCUUGUCCUGUAUUUUGAGUAAAUAUGGUAUUAUUUUGGCUGGGUUGUGAGGGAUGGGGAAGAGGGAGGUGUUUUGUUGUAUUUUGGUCUUUUGUUAUUAGAUUCCAGUCGGGCCUGGAUUGGACCCCCAAUCUAUGUUUUUAAUGCAAUAACAAGUCUGUCCAACAUCAGAGCCCAGGGGCUGCAUGCUACACAAGAAGUCACAUGUCCUUGGCUGCACAGUAUGCAAGUUGCACUGGCUCCCCAGCAUCUCACUAUGUGCAGCCCAUCCCUGCCACCCAAGCAGCAUGAGUCCCCUGCUGCCACCACCAUGCUUGGGUUUCUUUUCCCUUCCCCUCACUGGCUUGUAAGAAGCAUGACCCCCUCUGCCAUGCUGGUGAUCAUUCUUCCACUGCUGCUGCAUGAGCCCCCUGCUGCUACCACCACAUGGGCAGUCUCCUUACCUUGCUGCCAUGUGAUACCCCUUCUGCCACUACUGUGCAGGCUAUUCCCCCUUCCCUCCAGCUGCUGCUGCAUGAGAAGCACUAGACCCCUUCUCAAACCCUCCCAUUGGCUGUGAUGUGGGCAGCAAGCUCAGGAGACCUCUUGCCAUGCCAUCCUGUCCCAGAGACCCCAGCUGCUGCCACCACACCCGGAGCCAUAGGAGCUUCGAUGGCCAGGUGGGAUUCUGGGGGCUACAUGUUAACCCUAUAUGGGUCAGACGUGACCUGCAGGCUGCCAGCUGGAUAGCUCUGCAGUAGCACAUCCCCACCCAAACCUUUACAGAAAGGGAACCUGCUGACCAUAUGUACCCUUUACAUAACUAUCAAACCAUAUGUAUUAGAUGGUCUGGAAUUUAACAAUGAAUUUGCUCGUUCUGAUUACAACUUUCAGAGAGUAUUUCAGGGCAAACAGAUUAUUGGAACUUAUCGCAUGGAAACUUCUAACUCACCUCAUGUUCUCCUUCACUCAAUGUACGAUGAAUCUCAGUCCCAAUUCUCUUAUGAUUGAGUGCACUCAGUCUUAAGAUAAUUUUUUUUUCAUAAUGCACCUCAUUUUGGUAUUUAAUUCUAUGGAGCUUGAUGGGGAGUUAGAGAGUUAGGGUAUAAGUGGAACACCUCGAAAGUAAAAUGUGUUCCACUGCAGUUAUGCAUUCAUUUUUCCUUCCCUAUUUUCCUCUUUUUAUCAUCAUAUUAACACUUGACCUUCAGAGCAAGCUUUCCUGUACCAUCAUACUAGACUUAAGUAAAAUACCUACUCCCUAGUAUAUUAAAAUCUUUGUAAUAUUUUGUGGCUAACAAAUUGGAGAAAAUGUUUUGAAUGUGAAAGGAGGCACGGAUUUUUUUGAGUGAUAUCUUUUGCUGGACUAGCAGCAUAGCUGGGAUAGACUUAGACAAGCUUCUGGGUACCACAGUUGAAAAGUAUCAAAUACUAUUUUAAGUCACUAACAUCAGUGAUUUCUUUUUUUUGUUGUAAUUGGUAGCUUUUCACUAAUAAGUGUGCUUUUUAAUUUUUGCCUGGUUGCAGAAUUGCAACUUAAAAACAAUGUUUGCAGAAGAUUUACAAAUCUAAAAUGUGAAUAAACUUAUUUUGAUUUUUUAAUGUAAUUGGAGUAUUUUUUUUCUAUUAAAAACAUUUAAAAAAAGGAAGAUAAGGACGAACAUUGGGUUGGGGCUAGAGAAAAAUAUUAAUUCAUAGUGGAUUUUAUUCCAGGCUCUUUCACAGUAAGUUGUGUGGAAAAUUAGUAGAGUCACUUGAAAGGGACAUGAAUUUGAUCUGAUAGCAUCUACAGUAAUAUUACUAAUUUUUCUUCUCUCCUGUUGUGUGGAUCUUUUGCAUAUCAGGGGAAAUGGUGAAGCUCUUCAUAUGUAAACCACUGUUAUAUGCACAAACUGAAAUAGAAACAAAAACUUCAGACAGAUGUCUGAUUUUUAACAUAAUGAUAAAAGUCUAUACAUCUGUGCCUUAGUCCCCUAUCUGUAAAAUAGAAAUAAUAAUAAUACCUACCUCACUGAGAAGUUGAGGCUUUUAUCAUUAAUGAUUGAAAGGAGUUUUAAGCUCUUCCAACACAGAUUUGAAGCUUUUUUUUAGAAUGUUUGAAAAAAAUAGUCCUCUUUUUUUUAUCAAUUAUUGAAUCUUUCAUUUACUGUAAGAAAUGUUCUCCUCAUUGGUUAUUUACAGGAAUGGGAGUUGUGAAUGUACUCUGUAUCUAUUUUUAAUCUUACUGCUGUACAUAAUUAUAUAAAAGAGUAACAAGAAAUGUAUUUGUUAUGAUUUGGAAACAAAUUAUUUGACUCUUGGGUGUAAUUUUCAGUAUUUUUAAAUGUGUAUGUAAAUGUGUGGAACUUCUAAAACACCAGGCUCUUAAACUGAAAGAGUUGUCAUAGGUAAACAUUAUGGUACAAAGUAAAAAAUUUAUCAGAAAAAUAAAUGUGUUGUUUACACCAUG